Molecule: messenger RNA, 3934 nt
Organism: Sus scrofa (pig)
Lineage: Eukaryota; Metazoa; Chordata; Mammalia; Artiodactyla; Suidae
Source: RefSeq, a predicted model, not a curated record
AUAAUAAAUUAAAAACAAGAUUUAGGAUGUUUAGGUGGCUCCCUUGCCCAGGUUUUCCCCACAUCUGGGCGUUAGUCCUAUGUAGUAAAUAAAUAGUUGUGGUUGGUUUGCAUUUUGAUUCAGAAAUAACCUUUUCAUUUCAGAAUUCUCAGGGAUAAUGCUUUGACGGAGUUACAUAAGGAUUCAUUUGAAGGCUUGCUGUCCCUCCGGUAUUUGGACUUAUCCUGCAAUAAGAUACAGUCUAUUGAGAGACGUACAUUUGAAUCACUACCCUUUUUGCAAUAUGUAAAUCUUGGUUGCAAUUUAAUCACAGAAGUGAGCUUUGGAACGUUUCAGGCCUGGCACGGAAUGCAGUUUUUACACAAGUUAGUUCUCAGCCGUAAUCCUUUGACAACGGUUGAAGAUUCUUAUCUUUAUAAAUUACCAGCAUUAAGAUAUUUAGACCUGGGAACGACGCAAGUGUCACUUACAACAGUUGAAAGUAUCCUCAUGAUGACCCUUGAAUUGGAGAAACUGAUCUUGCCUAGCCAUAUGGCUUGCUGCCUCUGCCAAUUUAAAAGUAACAUUGAAGUUGUCUGCAAGACAGUCAAGCUGCAUUGUGACAGAUGCCUGAAAAACAGCACACGUUGUGAUAAAGAGACAUCUCUAGGGGAUGUAGAAGGAUCGUUCAUGAAGGUGUUACAAGCCCGGAAGAAGAACACCAGCACCGAGCUGAUGAUUGAACCAGAGAGGCCGUCCUCAGACAAGAGUGGUGUCAGCUUGUCGAGCUUCAUGAAUGAGCAGUUGGACUUUAGUGACGAAAGUGAUGUUAUCAGUGCACUCAAUUACAUCCUGCCGUAUUUCUCAGAGGGAAAUCUAGAAGAUGUAGAAUCAACAUUACUGCCAUUCAUCCAGCUUCUGUUUUCAAAUGUAGCAGAGGCAGACAUCCCACCGGGCCACUUGAAAACCCACACCGGGAACCCUCCUGUUAACCCUGAAUCCGGCACGUCAGGUUAUACAAAUAAAUUGAGGCAACUCCGUUUUCUGGAAAAUUUGUUAGAUGCAGAAAUUCAAGAAAAAAUUGAUGAAGUUAUGAAGAAAGAAAAAACUGCCAUGCUUAUAUAUUCCAACAUUUUAAGUCCAAAACUGAGACGCCAGAUCCUUCGAAAGAAAUUGGAAACCGCCCGAACACAGGCAGAGAGCCUCGAGGAGAUUGAGAGCGUAGACAAAAGGCCGCUGAAGGUGAACAGGGUCCUCAAGGGCCCGAGGGGCAUAAAGAAAAGGCACUUCAGAGCAAUGAGAAGGCAGAGCAUCAGGAGAAAAGAGACCGCCCAGCCAUUUGUAGAGACCACUACCAAAGGAAGCAAGCUCGGGGGGCCCUCCGCCAGGGAACUGGAACAGCUGUGGGUGGUGCAGAGGCCCAGGAAGCGAGUGGCAGACUCCUUGCAAAAAGAGCCUUCAUUCGGAAGGGAACAUAAAGCAGAAGUCUCUUCUUUCCUGAAACAGUACUCGAGGGGCAGGCCUGCUGCCUCUAUCCAUCCAAAAGCCCCAGCAACGGUCAAAAAGACAUCAGAGGACCUGUCGGACACACUUUUUGUUCUGGUAGAUGCCAAUGCGAGAGUCAAGAAUAGGAAGGCUUCUGAGACAAUCUCAUAUCCCAGAAAAAUAGACUCCUUCCAUCCUUCUCACUCUCCUGUGCUUCACAGAACACCUGAGCCCCAAAACAGACAGGCCUUCAGAGACAAAGGCUCAAGCUACAGACUGCUGCUUGCAUUGAGGCCUCUGUCCUCUGCCGUGAGGAGCCUCAUAAACUCCCCUUCACAAGAGGCUUCCUCACCUUCAGGAGAACUGACUCUUCAGGAACAGCCUUCUCCAGAAUCCUUUUCUCCUUCAGAACCUUCUACAGAACACAUUAUCUCAGAAAAAGAUACUCCGCAAGUUGUUUUUGAAGAACUUCCUACUUCAGGAACAACUACUUUGUCGGGACCUAUCCCUGGACCCACUGCCCAGGGGACACUUCCUACAGAAUAUUCUGCCACGACUGCAGACAACGUCAUGCCCACUGGUCAACACACCAGCGCAAUCCAAUGGGAGCACCACAAUGUGGGCACCGACGUGGCCUCUACGCCCACAAGCUUCAUUUCCCCAGGAGUUUCCUCCCCGGGGAGUCAGUUUGAAGCUCAGCUGAACCAGCAGCUUCAGUCCCUCAUCCCCAACAAUGACGUGAGGCGGCUCAUUUCUCAUGUUAUCCGGACGUUGAAGAUGGACUGCUCCGAGCCCCAAGUGCAGCUGGCCUGUGCCAAGCUCAUCUCCAGGACAGGCCUCCUGAUGAAGCUUCUCAGUGAGCAGCAAGAAGCCAAGGCGUCCAAGGCAGAAUGGGAUACGGACCAGUGGAAAACCGAGAACUACAUCAACGAGAACACAGAAGCCCAGGGGGAACAGAAGGAGUCGAGUGAGCUCACAAAAGAUGUUCCAGGAUAUGGGUAUAAUAACAAACUCAUCUUGGCAAUAUCUGUGGCUGUAGUGCUGAUGCUUUUGAUUGUAAUUUUAUGUCUCAUCGAGGUUUAUUCCCGAAGGAGAACAUUACGGGAAGGGAAAGUAGGACGCAGAAGGGGCUUUUUCGGAUUUCUGCUGCGUAAGAGACGCUCAGGAGAAAGCGAGAGCGAGGGGUUUUUCUGGAGAAGGCGGCCACUCUGGCUUCGGGAUACGUACAGACCUCUCAGUGCUACGCGCAAGAAAAACAUGGCAGAGAAGCUGCACGAUAAGGAGUCUUCUGAUGAGGAAGAGAUCUUCCACAAGGGUGCAGGGGAGGUCAGUGAAGCCCCGGCAGAUGUGAUUCUGACCAUAGAAUCGGAUGUGGAAGACCUGGGGGAGGAGACUGACACGGCACCUGAGGGUCCUCCCGAGUGAGCCCCGUCCUGGCUCAGGCCACCUGCAGAGUAUAACCCUCGAUUCUGGGAAUUGCUUUUAAAAUAUUAUUAUUUUUUUUUUUUUGGUCUUUUUUUUGUCUUUGUUGUUGUUGUUGUUGUUGUUGCUAUUUCUUGGGCCGCUACCGCGGCAUAUUGAGGUUCCCAGGAUAGGGGUCAAAUCGGAGCUGUAGCCACCGGCCUACGCCAGAGCCACAGCAACUCGGGAUCCAAGCCAGGUCUGCAACCUACAUCACAGCUCACGGCAACGCCGGAUCGUCAACCCACUGAGCAAUGGCAGGGACCGAACCCGCAACCUCAUAGUUCCUAGUCGGAUUCGUUAACCACUGCGCCACAACAGGAACUCCUAAAAUAUUUUUUUUGUCCUUUUAAAAUAUACAUUGAUAAGCAAUUCUGGCCAUGUGGUGAGGAAUUAAAAUGGAAACAGCUGAAUUAUUUCUAUGCCAGUCACAAGGGCCACAGGCAAGAAAACGCAGCGCUGAAGCUAGAACCCCUCGUGGUAGCCAGUAUUUCCACAGGAGGAAAUGUGGGCCGAGGAGGAGGAAGGGGAGGAUGAAGCGGGGCUUCUCUCCCUCGUUGCCCCAGUAGCAUCAGUCCCUGGGAACUUGCAAACAUGUCAUUCUCAAGGGGCGUCGAGGGUUCAGUUAUGUAACAGCGUGUCCUGGUGCUCUCUCUCUCCUGGUUCCUCAAGUACCAGUUGUUUACAGCAUGUUUACAGGCCCUAACAAGCAAAAAAAAAAAAAAGGAGGAGGAGGUGUGAGAGCAGCCACUGCCCAAGACGGCUCUCCUCAGGCCUCACAAGGGCCUCCCUGGCCUCUCCUGACCCCGCUGAGGGUCUGCCGUGUGCCGCUCAGCCCAGCACCAAACCUUCCCACUUCCUCCCUCACCCAGCACAGGCCUACGGCUGCAAGAUUCCAAGUGUUUAUGUAAUGCCAGUAGUUGCAAAGGCUCUUCUGCUCCUGCAAAGACGGUCAUUAUUCAGUCACAUUAAGUCCACGAGAGGUAAAUACAUUAGGGAGUAAAAGACA